CCCAAACAAGGGACAGUUUGGUGGUGAUUACUGCCGGAUGGUUCAAACUAAGUGGAUUUUCUCUGUAUAUCAAACUUAAAUCACAAUGUCUCAGGACCCGUGGUUGCAGAACUAUGAUGCCACUUGUCGCUUGGCACAGGAAAUAGCAGAAAACAUUCAUGAGCGAAGCAGGCAGCAGAGAACAGGGGGGAACCCUGCAAAGAUCAACAUGACACUACGAGCAUCGCUGCAGAAACUCAAACAGAACAUCGCCCAGCUUAAAGAGGGUCUGUUGCGAGCAUCAUCAUCCCGGCGCUUAAUACAGUCAGAAGCUGAUAGGAGGCAGAACCUAAUUGAUGACUUGCUAACCCGAGAGAAGCAACUCAAUGCCACCUUCAAGGGCGACAUCCCGGAGCCUGAACCUUCCAG
Molecule: messenger RNA, 408 nt
Organism: Plectropomus leopardus (leopard coralgrouper)
Lineage: Eukaryota; Metazoa; Chordata; Actinopteri; Perciformes; Serranidae
Source: RefSeq, a predicted model, not a curated record